Molecule: messenger RNA, 1589 nt
Organism: Caenorhabditis auriculariae
Lineage: Eukaryota; Metazoa; Nematoda; Chromadorea; Rhabditida; Rhabditidae
Source: the annotation of a GenBank genome assembly
AUGUUCAAACCUUUUGCGAUGGAAGAUGAAAACGACGAUUCUUACAUGUCAGCUGACUCUCGCGACUUCAGGUCUUCAGUUUUUCUCCAGUUAAUAGAAAAUUGGUAGUUUGUAGUAACCGAAUGGCAAAUAUAUUUUCUGCACUCGAUGAAGACACAAAAAAGGAAAGUCCACUGCAAAACGAAGGGAGAGAGACGAAAAAGGCUGCACCUAUUUUUACUUCAACAGUGUUUUAUGCUCUAAAAAGCACAGAAAAUCCGCCGAUGAAAGUCGGACUUGCUCUUGUCAACAAAGAGGCAAAAGUAGAGAAAUCUUAAAAAAAAAAGAAGAAUUAAGUUUCUUAGGGUGUCGCGCUUCUGUACGACAGCUCGAAGAAGGUGAUAGAAAGCAUCAGAAUAGAAGAGAGCGGCCUGACUGUUCAUCAAUCGACCCUCAAAUGCGAAUUGGCUGCAGAUCUAGAAGCGGGAGUGGACAAGAAGAAUGUCUAUGAACUAACUUUCAUCGAUUCUCCGGAUUUCAUUCGCUUUGUUGUUACGGUGAGCAAGAAUCGGUUUCAAUAUGGCUAGAACUUGCGUCUAGGUGUUUUUCCUAACUAAUUCUGAAUGUUACGUUCUGAAUGAAGGUUCGGGGAGAUCCAUCGGCGAAGGCUGCUCGGUUCUAUACGACACUGUCGAGUAUUCCAUUGAUCAUAAUGGCUGCCUGAAGGUAUUUUUUGCAUUCUCGAAUCUAACCAUCAAAAAGUAGUUCAGCCGCCAAUCAAACAGGUAGACCAGAAGUGCAAGAUCAGUGAGACUAGUGAAAAAACUCUUCCGAUGUUUAUUCGCAAUAGAAUGAAAAACUCGUCUUUUCUGCAACGCCUGAACUCGUCGAAUGCGAUUUUGAUAAACAUCAAGAAAGUGAAGUUCCCUAUAGAUCAGAAGCCCGAGGCUCUCGAAGUUUCUCAAAAUAUUCCGGAAGUCGAAGAGAGAACGGAGGUGACAGAAGAGGCCUCCGAAAAAGUUUGGUAGUCUACGCAUGGCUUGAAUAUCAAUCCACUUUGUAGAAAGAUGAAGAAAUAGACACGGAAUUGAAGGCGCGAAUAAGCCGAAUCGGUAGAAAUGUUCUUCCAGGACUUUCGAUGUCUUCUGCUAUACCCUCUCAAGAAGAAUCGCAAAGUAAUUCAACUUAUUAUUUUUUCAUUCAAAGGAGAUCUCUUUUAGCUUCGCUGACAAGUUCCCACGAGCCAUCAGUACCUAGGGACGAUGAUUUAGCAGUUCCCACGAAGACGGAUAAAGCCCCGGAACCAAAGCCUCGCAGUACGACACGCGAAGUUGGUUUUUCUUCUCUUCUAGGAAAUGAGAUACGUUGCAGGAUUUGCGAUGUUCGUUACUCGAUGUUCACGAGACUUUUCAUCGAAUUAUUGGUGUCGAAAUCGAUCGGUUGGAAAACAGGCUAGAGUCAAGGAUACAGCAAUUACUGGCGCCGCUACAGAAAGAAGUGAGAUUUUCUAGAAGCCUCUUGCAUCAAAUAAUAUUCAGGUGGAAUCGAUAAAAUCUACGCAACAGCAAAUCCUCGAAAAGAUGGACCAACUCAUCAAGCAACAUUCCUAA